Molecule: messenger RNA, 15616 nt
Organism: Mya arenaria
Lineage: Eukaryota; Metazoa; Mollusca; Bivalvia; Myida; Myidae
Biological process (GO): lipid transport
Molecular function (GO): lipid carrier activity; calcium ion binding
Source: RefSeq, a predicted model, not a curated record
UCUGACGUCCUCGGCAUGCAUAACAUCACCACAGUGAUCAAGUUCCAUGUACGCUGUGUUAACGGUACGGGCGACAGCGGCCGACUGCACCAGCUGUUCAUCAACAGUUUUGCCCAACACUCGGAAAAUGGCUAUAUGGCGGACAACCCACUGAACUGGCACCUGGACCACAGUUUCUACUUUACGGUUGGGCAAUCUGGGCUGGUGCGGUUCGUCCACUACCACCCGGAGGAGCUGUACGAGCUACUCUCACUCAAGAAGGUGCUCGCUUCCACCCUCACCACACACGUGCAGGUGGGCGAUGGUCCGUCCUGGCAGUACGAGUCGGAGGAGGAGGACCACGCAGGUCACCUAGGGCACCGGUACGAGGGCACGCGGCUGACAGACGGGGUGAAAUUGGUUAGGAGUCACCAGAGCCUCACUGACGUCCACCGACUGCAUCAUAAGACAGUUCACCUGGAUCCACGACUGACCCCUAAACACGUGGAGCUCCUUGACAACAUAACACUCCAGCACGCGCCCAACAGAGUGACCUCACGGACACUUGACGGAGCAGCCGAGGUUGAAGAAGAUAUGUCUGGAGAGUUUCCGAAGAUUUCGUCAAUUUCCAGAAGCAGGGUAAAACUGAUGGUCAAAAGCAAGCACUACGCGCCACCCACGCUGCACGCGGUUCACGAGAUGCACCAGGAUUCCAUCAGCGUCAAGCAAAGGCCCCAAGUGAAGAUCCCGCUAAAAGAGGCUGAGAAGGACAUUCAGGGUUAUCUGAAAUGUAUCCACGCCAUCGAGAACAAGUACGACCGGAACCGUACCGAGUGCGUGCAUCAACUACGGACACUUGUUCAUUCCCUGGAGCGUGACGACUUCCUGGGACUGGGACAGGACGCGUUGUCCAAGGAAUGCCCGGAGAAUGACACAUUGUGUGCCGACGAGAGGAACCUCUUCAUAGACCUGAUAGCACGAGAGGGGAGUGCGGACGCCCAGUUGCUGGUGCUGGAGCUGGUCAUGAUGAAGCCUAACGCCACCGAGGACGACUUGAAGAGGUGUCUAUUCCACUCCAUCGCCAUAAAGUCACCUGUGCAGGAGCUUGUCCUAUACGUAGAAGCACUUUGCUUUGAAGACGAAACAAUUAUGCCUGGAGACACGCCGACGCUUACGAAGACUCGGAAACGAGCGUGUCUGUCUCUUGGAGCGAUGGCUAAGUCUCUGUACGACAGAAAUCUCACCGAGUCUGAUCGCAUCGUGGAGAGAAUCGAACACUGGUUGGACCACCACAAUCAGAACAGAUCAAUGGAAAUCGUGAAGCCAAGGCGGAAGCGGUCAAUCAUUCAACACGAUAUACCUGCGAGAAAGCACAUAGAGACUAAGACUAUUCUAAUCCAGUCUCUUGGAAACGCCGGAAAAACGCGUUCAUUACGUCACAUCCGGUCCUAUAUGGAACCGAACGGCGGUGUAACGGCGUGGAGAAGGGCUGCCAUUCAUAGUUUAAGGCACUUCACAUGCAAAGAAAGCGCCGAAGCCUUGGUGAAAAGCGUUAUCCACGACAGCGACGAGGUUGUUCGGCAAACUGCGCACAUUGUGCUGACUAAACAUCCGAAAGCCACCGACAAGAACUUCAUUCUGCAACAGGAACCGGAAAUAAUCAGUAAAACCUACACGUACCCGAUCGUGAGUCGAGCCCGGAGAAGCCUGCUUCAGACGUUGGAGCAGGGAAUCCAUGUGACCAUUAAGCUUCCCGGUAUUGAUUGGUCAAAAACGCUUGGAAACAGCAACAUCGGAGCCAGCUUCGGGCUAACCAUUAGAAACAAUCUCGACCUUCAACUUUCAUUGUUGAGCGGUCACUUCAUGGUUGACGUGUAUGAUAAAGCCUGGGCCGAGGCCCACGUGGGGAUGAUCGGCUUCGAGGUGGAUAUUGUGAAGGCAUUCGUCUGUUUUAAAGGUCAUAUUAGCUAUGAUCUAAACGUUCUCAAGGAUUUCGGUAUCAAUAGUCUGUCAGACUUAGUGCACAUUUUUGACAAAAUCGUCGCCAAGAUUGUGGAUCCUAUCAAAGAUGCUUUAAACACAUUCAGGGAAACCAUUACCAACUUCAAAGAUGGGAACAGUUUAACCGAAACUGUAAAUACCUUAGUCCAAAUUGUGAAGCACCUACCAACGAAACUUGGCGAUGUUGCUACCAGAAUGAAAGAAUUUGUGAAGGAUUUAUUCAGUAUAAGCGGCAACGCUGUCAUUGACGAAAUUAAGGCCAUCGUGAAAGAGGUCAGAGAUUUCAUUGAUGGAAUUUCCCAAGAUGCUCUGAAGUUUUACAACGAUAUCGUAGAUUCUGUAACAAUGGCCCUCCCGUACAUCAUUAAAAAGAUAACGGACGCAUUCAACUCAAUCGUCGAGGCCGUUGUAAAGCUCUUUACCAAUCCCAUGCAAUCCAUCACUAGCAUGUCAACGGCUGUAAUUGAUAUCAAAAUGGCGAUCACAAUGGUGGUUGAUGUAAAGAAUAAAAUUGUUCAUGCCUGUAUGUUUAUCAAAGGAAGGGUCACUGAGUGGAUAUCUAUGGCAAAGAGAGUUCCAUCGAUUCUGAAUCGCCUGAAGGAAACUUUCAAGAAACUGACAAAUUCCAUCAAAAACGGUGUGAAGGCAAUUGGGAAAGAAACAAAAUCACUUGUUAGUGACGGCGUCAGUCAAGUGAAAGGAUCAUUACACGACCUUCAAAACGACCUAAAAGCUAAAUGGGACUAUGUAUUCAAGCCUCUUCAAACACUGAUUGACUUUGUGAUACCUUUUGUUGACAUAUUCAAAUCCAUCAUGGACGCAAUACAUAGCAUCAAAUCAGGAUAUACGACGUUAAAAGAGAACUUCGAGAUCAGCAAGUCUUAUGUGCAGAAGGUGUUCGGACCGAAAUUUCAUCGCGAUUUCCCCACAACCCGUCGUGAGAAAUUUGACGACUGUCCCAAUGGUGUCUGGCCAACCACAGCUAAUGGCGCCUAUGACACUACCGGGGUUAACCUCAAACUUGGCGUAGGCCAAUCGAUAAAGAUGCCAGUAAACGGAAUCUUGAAAAUAUUCAAGGAAGAAAGGAAAGUUGUAAUUCAACCGAAAGACCCUGAGUUCGUUGCUUUAGAAAUCGUGAUCGAGAAUAUUGACGCUAACCAAUCAAUGCAGGGUAAAAGUGUUGAUGCGGGUGAAAAGAUCGGCAAAGCUACAACUGCUCGCUCUUGCAAACCGCAAAAAUUAGAUAUUGUCGUGAAGGAAGCUGCAGAUAAAUCGCAGGACGGAAACCCGGCGAAUACAGAUAAACUGCCUGAGAUUACCAUAGGCCAAGCUAAGCCUCUGAAACAAAGCGACUGGCUGUCAACCAAAGAGUCUGAAGGGAAAAACUACAUUCACGUGUCAGUCCGUCAAUCCCAAGGACAUGCCAUACUUCCGGAUGCUGAUUACGAUUACACUGACCCUUCACUGUUUCUGGACAGACUUGUCCCUAUUCCGAAAUGGAUCCAAGAGUGCAAUGACCACGAGUUUAGAUAUAUUGGGCAGACCUUUGAAUCCGGUGAGUCAGCGGAGGGCGAGGAUCCCGAUGUAAAGGAAGAGCCAAUCAGCAGAGGUCAAAAACCAGAAAAGGGCGCGCUUGAGGAAACGAAAUAUAGACCUGAAGACCCGGAUCUUUAUGACCCCUUGUCCUGCAGUGAAAGUUUCAAGGAAAGCUUGAAGAAACAGGCAAAACAGUUCGCAGAAUUCUUUAAGACGGCUCUAUUUGGAAAGAACGGCCCAAAAGUACCAAACAUUCUUGAAAUUGUUGAUGUAAAUGGAAAGACGGUUGAAUGGAUCAUAAACAAAUUGAGUAACACCUCAGAUAUUGGAAAGAAAUUCCACAGUAUUGUGCACAGUUUGGCAUGUGCAAAAAGGUCGGAACCGUUUGAGGCAGCUUCUACGAUGACAACGAACACAAUGCUCACGUACCUUAAGAAUAAUGAUGCAAAUUUUGAGUUCAGAGGGCUAGACAUUGGUCUAUCAGAAACACAAGCAACAGGAACACAUGGUGAUACUUUGAAAUUCGGAGAUCCAGGCCAAUUGGCACUUACUAUGGCAUCUUUACCGGAGAAAAUUUGUCCCGGAUUUAUGGAUAAAAUUGCCAAAGGAUUCGGCAACAUAUGUUUUGUUCAUGACGACUGUUUAGGUCUAAGUUGUAAUGUACCAUUGUCCUCACAUGCAAAAACAACACUAAUACAUGCUUCAGUUGCGCUGAAGCCUUUAGACAUGACAAUCGUGGUAGAAAUAUUGAAUCACACUCAUACACUUCGACCAGAUGGUACGGACGUUAACAUAGAUCUUCUAAGUAAUCUGUUCGGAAUGAAUCUAUUCUUUGUGGGUAAUGUGCGGUUAGGUGAGGGUACAGUUCAACUUACAGCAGAACUCAAGCUGUGUGUGGACCUUUUUGCAGCGUGCCUUCCGCCGAUUGAACUGUUUCAUGACAUACCUUUUACCCCCAAUAGCAUCAGACGUAAACGAGCAACUGCAGUGUUUCCGCCGGAUGUUCAGAUUUGGCAACUUCCGGUUCCAAUAUUUAUGAUGCAGCUUAGCGAGUUCGGCCUUAUGAAUCGGGAAGUGACUCAGACUCUAGAACAAGUCAGGCAUACAGUCCUUAAGGAGCUAAUGAAAGAAGUACGGGCCAAACUUGCCGAUGCAGCAACAGAGUUUGCAAACAAUAUAGACUUUUGUGUAAGCGCAAACAUUCCGGUUCCACCGAAAGAUAUACCGUUCUUCGAAUAUAAAAAUCUUUUCCUCGUCGGUCCAGUCCCACUGACUCUUGGGUUCGGAGCCGGAGGUACAGUUGGUCUCGGGGUCAAGGUCGGAUUGUGUGUGGUCAGCAUGACAACACAGCUGACCCUUACACCAUGGGUGGGAGGGAAAGUGUGGGGCAAUGUAAGUGUUGACAUUGGGUUUGCCGAAGGCGGUAUUCAACUUGAAGGUUAUCUCAUGGAGACAAAGUUUCCUUUUCUAACAGAGCUUGUGUUCUCCAAGUAUCCCCUGGACGUAGGGGCGAAAAUGGAUUUAAUUCUUACCCCAUUGCGACUUAAACUAAAGGCAUAUGCAAAACUCAACCUGCUAUUUACAACAGUUACUGUGUUUGAGGGAACAAUUUGGGAAUACGCAGUUCCUUCAAUUAACAAGAAUAUUUUCCACAAAAAGAAACUAGACAAUGACCCGUCCCCUCCUGAUAUUCAGCCUUUAACUGUUAAUGCACGCAGAAGACGUUCCGGCUCAGAAGGCUGUCUUGUACAGCAGAUUUACAACCGCCCUUAUUACGACCCGGCGUUUAAGUUAGAAAUGUACGCACAGGAUGAAGUCAGUGAAACGAAGCUGUUUUACGCAAUUGGUACACACAAAGGAGGCACAGAUGUGCAAGACUGGACUGAUAUGGGAGGUAACUCUUUAAUGGUUCCAGCAAAGAUUCCGGGAGGUAUUCCAAUAUACUGGUCAAUGAAAGCUAAGAAUAGCCAAGGCCUUGAGGCUAUUGUACAAUGUUCCUUAAACACCUAUGACAGCACACUAACAGACGGCAGAGUAGAACAUGCAUACAUGUUUUCAUCCCAUCCUUCAAAGAUGAUCGCUUCAGUUGUAGCUUUUGAUGACAGUCCGCUCAAUAAAGUACAUUAUAAGGCAGUUGGAUUUAGCCCAGGAAAGUUUGGUUCCCAGUUUGUGGGAUGGGAAGAAGUACAUUUGGAUCAUUCAUCACCGAGACAAGGCAUGUCAGGUCAGCUGAAACAUUUUACUCAUUCGAGAGAAGGAAAGCUUGUCGCUUACAUUUUACAAACCACGAAGGUCCGGACACCAGAAUUUUGUGCCCUAGCUUGCAUAUCGUACGGAUACAACUGUGUUUCAUUUGAUUACGAAUACCAUUCUGGCUUGCACGACAUCGUCGAAGGGGCUAAUGCAUAUUUAAGAAUCAGUGGAACAUACAGCAACUACGAGCGUCUUGGUAUUGGGUACCACGUUACACUAGAGUAUGAUAACCUGCCAUUAUCACACGGUGCGCAGUAUUUUGUUAAUGUUCAGGUCAACAACGUUUUGGGCUACCAAGCUUUCCUUAUUGGCGAGGGAACCCUCGUAGAUUUUACCCCACCAGAACCAGGCCUGAUUAUGAAUAACUUGACGGACAACUUCAAAGCUGACAGGUGCAAUGCAUCUGUUACACAGCGCUGCAACGAAGUCACAUGGAAGGCCAAUCACAGAACUAUCGUUGACGGUCCUGGAUCGGGAACAGUGUUUAACGGACAUGAACCACUAAUAGACGAGCUCUAUACCCUUACCAACCACUACGUCGCAGCUAACUGGAAGGGAUUUCGCGAUGAUGAAAGCGGUAUUUGGGGGCAUACAUGGGCAGUUGGGAAAAACAUCUGCAGUUCUGAUGUGAUCAAUUUUGAGAACCCAUAUGCCCAUCUGACGGACAAGAAAUUUUGGACAGAUUCAGCAUUUCACAAGGGCAUACACCUUCCCGACGGCCGAUACUUUGUCACUGUUCAAGCAUUGAACGGCGCAGACUUGGGUGGGUCAUUAGUUACAACAGUUUGCCAUUCGACUCCUUUCAUCGUCGACACUACGCCGCCAGUUUUCCAUAAAGUGACAGACAUAAUAUAUGAUGAAGACUUUGAUUUGAUUGCAAUAUAUUACAAUGCCACUGAUGAACUUAGUAAAAUUGCACACGCUGAAUUCGGCCUUGGGAAAACGAAGUAUGACGUUCAACUGAAGCCUUACGGGCUGCAUGCACCUAUGGAACGAGAGGACCCUUUCGUAGCUGUCGAGGAUUUAGGGCUACAGGAGGGUGUUCCAGCAUGGAUCAGGAUCAGGGUUACAAACAAUGUCGAACUAUUCACUGCGGGCCACGGCGAAGAACCGAUUUUAAUUGAUAAGUCACCGCCAAUACCUGGAAAUGUUAUGGAUGGAGAUAGUUUGCGAAAAGACAGACAGUUUCAAGCUGACGACCACAUCAUUUGUGCACAGUGGAUUGAUUUUUACGAUCCAGAGUCGGGCAUUGAUAAGUUUUUGUGGGGUGUGGGCACAUCACAGCAAAUGGAUGAUAUUGUGGCGUUCCACAAUCUCACACGUUACGACAAAUCCAGCUGUUCGCCUGCCAACCUUCAACACAAGCACAUCUACUACUCCACGGUGUUAGCUUACAACAAUGCUCUCAAUUCAAAAACAUCGAACAGCUCUUCUGAUGGAGUGCUCGUUGACAUAACACCGCCGCUUGCAGGGAGUGUUGCAGAUGGGAAAAGAGGAGACCCGGCACAAAAGUACAGUUCAGAAACGGUGUCAAAAUUUGCAAACUGGCAUGGCUUUCAUGAUCCAGAGAGCGGGAUACAAAACUACAGAGUUGACGUGUUCAUAAACAAUGAACACAAACAGUCGUUUGAGACAGGAGCUGAAAACCAGUUUGAAGACCAUACUAUUUCAAUGGAACACAGAGAUAAUGUUAUCUUUAAAGUUCACGGAGUAAACGGUGCUGACCUGGAGGUAGAUGCAGACAGUAAUGGUUUCCAGGUUGACCUAACUCCUCCCAUAAUGACGGAAAUCUUGGAUAACGACAAUGGCCAAAGUUACCAAAGUGACAACUCGUAUCUUAGUUUGACAUGGAACUUCGAAGACGAGGAAUCCGGUAUUUCACUCUACAGGGUCACUAUAUAUGAAAUUAUAUUUGGUAAUAAACGAAAAUACUGGCCGAAACUGGAACAGUUCAAUGAAACAAAACCAAUAUCUGCCUAUAAUGGAUUAAUACAUGUAGUGCUAGAUAAUCUUUCGUUAACAGAUGGGUCCAAAUAUUCAUUGCAUGUCUCUGCUCUAAAUGGUGCGACAUUGUCCACAUCACAUGAAACACAAGGUUGUACAAUUGAUACAACUUCACCCGAACGUCCAAACGUACACAUAGGUUUGCCAAAAGAUGAUGAAGAACUUGAUGACGAUGGUAACGUUGUUCACAAUGACCAGAACGGGAUCCGUGUAAGCUGGAGCGGCCGUGAUCCACAAAGUGAUAUUGAGACGUUCUUUGUUGCCGUAGGGACAGAAGCAUCCCCAGAAUCAAUCCUACCAUAUACUGAUUUCGGAAAGAAAACCACUGCAUAUAUAAACAACAUAUUCUUUAAUCCAUCGGAAGGGAAUGGUACAUCAACUACCUACAAAGUUUAUGUUAACGCUACAAAUGGGGCUGGCUUGACAUCUGAAGCAGGUGAGUCGAAACCCAUAUUCGUGCACAAAGCAAAUGUUCCUGGUAUUGUCUUUGAUGGAAGAAACCUUUACGAAGAUGAGGCGUUCACAAUCGACCAUACGUCCAUUGCCGCGUCUUUCUAUGGCUUUGAAAGCGAUUCAUGCGAUAUUAUAGGUUAUGAUUGGGCGAUAGGGACGACAGAGUUUGGAACGGACGUGCUGUCAUACACUGAUUUUGGCAUGGUUAUGAAUAAUAAAAGCCACGGACAGUGCCAGAUCCAUACUGAAUUGUUCGAAGACGUCACGUAUUACAUCUCUGUUCGCGCAGUUCUAGGAUGUCACGAAGAAUACAUUGUCUCAUGUUCGGACGGUAUUACAUUAGAUCGCAUUGCUCCAGCUGUAACAUAUGAAACUCACACUGAAGCAGCGAUUACAACCAUCAAUAACGUGAUUUAUCAAUCGACGACGGACUCCCUUGGCAUCACCGGUAACACAGCAGAUAGAAACGGUGUAUCGUUAGUCGAAUGGAGUCUUGGAACACUUCCUGCCCUUGAUGACAAACAUCAAAUUACUAGAGAUUUGUCAGCACUGACAAGUGUUGCAGCUCUCGUUCCCGGCGAGGCAGUGUUCUUAACGGCACAUGCUGUUGAUAAAGCAGGGAAUCAGAAAGUAACAUCGUCACUGCCAUUAAUUGCCGAUAUAACAUCUCCAAUGAUGAAGGAAUUUGACUGCACCAAUUACAUCUCAACACGGAGAAGCGUGGUUACCUGCACCUGGCUUACAGUGAUUGAGGAAGAAAGUUUAAUAAGUGAUAUAACGAUAUCAGUGGGUUCAAACAGCACAAACUUUGACAUACUGGACAAGUACGUAAUUCACAGAAGCGUUUACAGCUUUACACGAGAUCUGUUUGAUCACAUUAAACACAUGCCAAAUAUGACAUGUGUUUAUAUUUUGGCCACCGUUAGCAAUGUUGUUGGACUGUCGACAUCUUACGGCUGGGAGGUUAUUGUUGAUUUAACACCACCUACAGUGGACAGCCUCGACGUGGUUACAAGCACGAUUCCAGGUGUCAUAAAUGAUGCUCAUCAGCAAUGUCAGCUACCAAGGGGAUAUGUUGAAGUUAAGGUUAAAAACUUAGAGGACAAAGAAACAAAUAUCGACGAAAACAGAUAUGAACUUGCUAUUGGAAGUUCAGUGUAUGGAUCAGAUUAUUUGGCAUAUACGGCAAUUGAAAAAUUUGCAGAUGGAAUUUUCUUCAUUGACGGAUUCUUUUUGCCAUCUGAUGUAACUGUCUACGCAACAAUGAGAAUAUACAACAAAGCAGGUCUGAAAACGGAGGUUUCGUCCCAGGGUGUCGUUGUAAGUCAGACGCCUUAUCUGACUGUCAAGGAUGGUGAUCAAGACGAGGACAUUGACUACCAAUCAGUACCGAAUUUGAUACAAGGCACAUGGAAACAUACAGACGCCUGUCCAAUUACCGAAGCAAAGUGGUCCGUAGAAAACCUAGCCGGAAAGGUCUUGUUCGACUUUAUUCAAAUACCGAAUGCUGGUCAUGCUUUCUUUAACGAUGAGGUUAAAUUAGAAAACGGCAUGAAAUAUAUCGUAACCGUCCAGACAAUAGAUGCACUCGGCAGGAAAAAGGUGGCACGGUCUGAUGGGGUUUCUAUUCGAAUACAACCUCCACUUCCGGGAUCCGUCCGAGAUGGAUUGGAUUUAGAUCUAAAUUAUCAGUUUAGUACAACUGAACUUUCGGCAAAUUGGGACAAUUUUGGUGAUGGGUCUCACGAUCCGACUCAAACAAUAACUAGAUACAAGGUUGCCAUUGGAAACGAUAGGCGAUAUUCAAAGACACGUUCGAAUAUUCAUUACUUUGUAUAUGUUGGUUUGAAUACUUCUUAUACGUUCACAAACCUUAACCUGACGUCGAAACUUGUUCGCUAUUACAUCACGGUUCGUGGAUUCAGUCAAGCUGGCGGAUUUAUAGAAGGGUACAGUAAUGGAAUACGUGUUGGGUUUGACGAUGAUAUAAGACCAGGAAGUAUUUUAAUUAACAAAUACCAAGCUUCUACAAAGAAAAUUGCAGUUUCUUAUAAAGGAUUUCAGUCUGAUAUUGCAAUAAUUGAUUUCAAAGUUGCAAUAAGCAGUCACAAUGAGAUAAUUGCAAACGAUACAGUAAAAUGCGUUGAUAUAAAUAAGAACUCAUCCAUGUACGAUGUCAGGCAUUUAAAAGGCUAUGGCUUGAACGAAUAUGUGGAAAUUGAUGGCCUACAAUUAGUACAUGGUGGAUUGUACUAUGUCACAGUCGUAGCUGAGGACGAAGCAGGAAUGUGCAUUGCAGUCACGGGAGGUCCUAUUCUAAUUGAUACCACUCCGCCGCAAAAAGGAAAGUUGCUUAUUAAUGGUAUCUUUCCUACAACGGUUGUCUACCUAAAACUCCACUCAGAAAUGCAUGUCGAAUGGGACGGAUUUGCGGAUGGAGAUUCAGGAAUUCGAUCUACGCAUGUGAAAUUAUUUGAAUGUACAACAUGCCUUAAUUCAACACUAACAAGUGAUUUAUGUAACCUCAUAGAUGAACGUCUUGUUGCGAAUGACACAAAAACAGUAUUUUAUGAGCUUGACUUACAUUCUGAAAAGGCAUAUUACAUUGGUUUAGAAGUCACAAACGGGGCUAAUUUGAAAACAACCUCUCAGAGUUCAGUCAUCCUGAUUGAUGAAUCCCCACCAUUAUCAGGUGAAAUUAAGAUAACGAAGGACUGGAAAAGCGUAACAACAUUCCAACAUUCAACUUCAUCGUUAUCAGGUUUUGUCCCUAUUGCUAUCACUGAGGAAGAUUAUCUGUGUCCAAAUCAGUUAAGGUACUUUCCCGUUCAUGGGACGGAAAGAAUGACCAAUAUACUGGAUGAAUUUAGCGAUGACUUUUUAGUAAUCAAUGCCACCGGGGCAUACAUGGGGAUUGGUUACAACUCAGAUCUCUCAAAAAUGACGAGGACUGGUAUUUUAUCAGAAAAGAUGCCUUUACAAAAUGGAAACUAUACAAUAAGCAUAGGUGCUGCUACCGGAAAUAACAUUAUAACGACAGUUGCUAUAAUGACCGAUCCAGUUGCAAUUUCAUAUACGGUAUCAGACAAACCGGCCGAAAUAUUUUUUUACUUGGAUGCUUUCGAGAACAUAACUGGACUUGAAGCAGAUCAAUCCACUGACUUUGGAAAUUUGAAUUCAUCUGCAACAAUAACGAAUCCAAUACCAGGAACGUUUAAACCAAAUAAUGAAACAGGACAAGGUACGGCUGAUUUUGAGGCAGAGGAAUACGGCUUUGGGAUUCACAUUCUUGGAUACAAAUUGGGCAAUAAUGAAUAUUUUCACCAUGUCUUUUGGGCUAAAAGCAAAUAUAAAACAGCCAGUAGAUGGUUUCAAACGACCACAUAUCCAGAUCAAAUAAACGAGUAUAUAGUAAACGUCAGGAAAAAAUCUGAAUUUCUAACCGAAACUGUAGAUCUGCUAUUGAUGGUUAACGGUGAAGAAAAGGUAAGCCUGUCGGGAUUCAAUUUUUAUGGAGAUAUAAACCUGGCAGCGCUCACUUGGAUUGAAGACAACUGCAUGCCGCCACUAGAUAUCUACAAGCCAUUUUAUUCCGACGCAGUUUUACAAGCAAUAUAUAUACCAGAUAAUCGUGACAAGCUGUGUCACCAUGGAAGAGCAUUCUAUGACGGACAAAGCGGGAUAAAAGAAUUGUGGAUUGGUGUUUCUGAUAAUAUCAAAAAGAUGGGCAAUAUUCUUCCUCUGUCUUUGUUCAGGACAUUUUGCUUUCCUUGCAUUAAACCAUGUGAUCAUCUCUGCCGUGAAUUAUGUACAGAUGAAAAACUUUCGAAUGGUUUUAAUCUUGUUCCAAUUGAACUGAACGGGUUGGACAUGGACAAAGUCGAUAUAAAUUCUACGUGUGAAAAUAUUACGAGUAAGGUAUCCUGCAACAGUACAUCUUAUUAUAUCAACGCAAAGCUUGUCAACUUUGCAGGAAGAGACACUGCUGCGGUUUCAAAUGCUAUACAAAUUGACACAACGCCACCAAAAUGCUACUAUGUUAAAUGUACUGAUCCGGAAUACAAUGUAGACCAACCGACAGAAUAUUUAGGCUCAAGCUCAACAAUUGGGGCUUAUUGGAACUGUACAGAAAUGGAAAGUCUAAUUGUCAGGCAUAAGCUUGAGGUUGUAGACAUAAUUAAUGGCAACAUUGUAAUGAAUUCCACAGAUGUCGGGCUUAAAACCAGAGUACGCUUAAAUCUUCCAAAUGGUACGUUUGAAGAUGGCAGCGACUAUGCAGUCAGAUUGACCAUAUUUAACAGUGCUGGACUAACGUCGAUGUCGUCAUGCAAAGUCCAUGUUAACCUUUAUCCGCCAGACGUAUCUGCAGUUGAUUCGGAACCUUUAUAUACGGACGGAACCACAUUGGUUGAUAUGUUUUAUUGGACUGAUUCCCAAACCCAGAUCGGUAUUCACUGGUCUGGAGGGACAUCCGAUACAGAGUUCUAUGAAUGGCAGGUGGGGACAAAUCCAGAUGGAUCAGAUUUGUUCCCCUCGUCAAAGGUAAGCAUGGACUCUACUGGCUCCGCAGCCAUUGUACACGGCAAAGUCCAUUACAACAACAAGUACAUCAACAAAACUGUGUCUGAAUAUCGCAACAUGACCAAUAAGACGUUGGAACAAAUUCAAAACCUUACUUCGACCAGUAAACAGGAGAAGUCGUUCUUUAACAUGGAGCCAGGAAGAUGCUACUAUCAGUCUCUAUACGCGCGGGGAUAUUCACACCUUACUAGUAAAAUCAAGGAGAAGAAUAUUUGCGUGAAAAGACCUGGUGAUGCAUAUUUGGAUGGAACUAAUGGCAAAUCGGUUAUGAGGGCAUACAAGAUGAAACCGUCUACAUCUUGGGUCACAUCAGAACCUACAGCAAUCCCAGAUAUAAUUGUUGACGCACGAGUAUUUGGAGGCGGCUUGACAGUAGGGACAAUCACGCAGUCGGACCAGGAGGACGUCUACGGCAGCGCGGCCACGAUGGAAUACAAACCAUACAUUUCCAACAUACAUACCACACUGGGACAAACAUCGAGACUCUUGCGGAACAGAAUACAAUGUCUUUGCAACGUGACGUUCUUCGUGACACCGUCGCCGGUUGCCGAGGUAACAGAUGUCGCUAUCAACUUGACAGUGCCAGUUGGAUGUGAGAAGGACUCGAUGUACCAGCCUGCCCUUAUAUAUUGGGACAAAGAUGCAGACCAAUGGGUCCAUAUCGACGAAGGCUGCAAUGAGCACUUGUCGGCAAUCGUCCAUUCGUCAAGAUAUAAUUCAACGAUAUGUGGUUCCACGGAUUCUUCCGCUAGAAAACGUCGUGAGGCAUCAUUUGAAAUCAAUGCUCCAAGACAAUACAGUCUUGUUAGAAUAGCCAAAACGUACCAAAACUCACCACCGAAAAUUGUCACGGACAGCGUUUACUUUAUUGAAGACGAAACGGGAGAAUUUGACAUUGAAACAUCUGAUGCAGAAAAUGAUGUUCUCAGCUAUAGAAUUGUGGACAAGCCAAGCAAUCUUGACUGUAAUAUAACUUCAACCGGAAAUCUAAAAUGCAUUCCUGAACCAGACUUUUAUGGCGAGGAUACAGUUACGGUUGAAGUCACUGAAACGGGGCUUCCAUCUUUUGAAGAGCCUAACUCAGAGAAAAGGACAUUAAGAAUUGUCAUACAAGGUGUUCCAGACAAAACUGAACGUUUCUUUUUAGACUUGAAUGAAACUUGGCAUGAAGAAAAACGACCAUCCAUGAAACAUACAAUAAUAACAAAUGCAAACCGGUCUUCUUCACUUUUUGUUGGAAAGAUCAUUCUCGCCGACGUAGAUGGCGGGGAAAAGUUUACAAAUAUUCCACGAUUUACUUCUCUUGGAAAUUCCACAUUUUCACUGAAUGCCAGUGAUCUAGAAUCAAUUCCAUUUGAAAACUACACUAACCAACAUUUUCAGUCAAAGGCAGCCUACGACGUUGAUUUUGAAUUCAGCCCCAUCCUUCAAGGAAAAAUGGUCCUAGAAUUUAUAGCCCAGACAGAGGACUCCAGUUAUACCCCCGGGGUAACGAUCAGUGUGUUUGUCUUGGAGAAUCCUUGUAUCCAUGGUACCUGUAACCACUCAACACUGGGAGAGGAGGCGUGUAAUGACACAGCCCGCUCUGAUUCGUUUGUUGGGUAUGAGUGCGUGUGUUAUCCAGGGUACAAAGGUGAGUGGUGCCAAACGGAAAUCGACGAGUGUGCACAUGAGCCCUGCUCCACCCUGUACGAUUGCGAGGACCUGGUCAAUGAUUACGAAUGUAACAUCAACAUACCUAAGCUGAUGGCGGUCAUCAUUUGUCCUCUCCUUUUCAUGAUACUGGUCGUUUAUUUGCUGAGGAGACUUAUGAUGAAAAUCAGAUACAUGAAGUUGUCCAGGAGCAGAGUUGGACUGAUGGAUGAAGGUUCCCAGAAAAUCUAUGAAGCUAGGGAGAGACCGCGAACAGCUGCUUCUAUUUCCCUGCAAUACACUGAGGCCACAGACGUGGUGGCAAACACCAAGUGGCAGAAUAACAGAGCAUUUGAACAAAUGAACGAAAGCACAGCCAAUUCGUGCUUUGGUCCAGGCAUAGCAUUGCCUAUGCACCAUCAUCAAAGGUUCACUGAGGAAGACUGUUCCUCGAAUCAUGAUAUAUUGGCGAAAUUUCUUGCACAGCCUCAGUCAAAGCCGACCAAAUAUUUCGCUGAAGAAUUGAACGAAUCAUCUGGAGAGCGGCUAAAGUUCUUCCAGGCUAUGAAGGAAGACGCACCAAGACAAACGUUUGCGGUUGAAAAACUCUUCGAUGAAGAGCUAUCCUCGAGUCCGGCGAUCGAAGAAAUGUCGUCCGUGGCUGCAAAAUCAGUUAAAGGCAAUGCACCACUGAAGCCGAGGGACAAAUCAUUGAUACCUAAAGCUGAGGUAAAGCCGCUGACUCACGACGCUUUCGAUGAAAUGGUGAAGAAGAUUAAGGAGGAUUCUUCCUUGACAGAUGUUAAUAUUUAAAAUUAAAUAACUCCAUCCAUACGUUUUAUGAAUUUUAACUUUUGUCUGCUGGGUGUGUGACUUUGUUAUUCAAGAAUGAAAUGAAUACAUGUAGGAAAUGAGACAGUUCGAAAAUAUAAACUUUUUUUUCAUCAAGGAGAAAUGUCAAGGUUAAAUUGGCUUGUUUCUAGUUAUUUUCCGCGAGAAAGACAAUUCGUUUAAUAUGUAAGCUAUGUCUAAGAUAUGCCUGAGUUAUUUAAUUAACCUUUCAAUUUUUAGCGUUUGUAUUUUUUAACAAUACUGAUGCCCUAGCGGAGGUGGACACAUGUAAGGUCAUUGCGCAACAUAAAUCAGCAUUCUUUAUAAUUCUGGUUGAUCAUUUGAA